AUGAUGUCUACCCAGAGGCACAGUACUGGCAUUCUGACCAGAAAGGAAAUCCCGGAAAAUGCGUUCUUGGCCAGGUCCUCCAGCCAUAGCUGUUCUUCACCUGUUGUGAGUUAUUACAUGGACUCUAGCAGUGCUUCCAAACCUGACACCUGGGAGCUUCCCAUGGACUUGGACAACACAGCAAGUGGCAGCUCUCUGUGUGUUGUCAAGCAGGUGGAGUCUCUGAGCAGCGGUGUGAAGGCUGAGCUGCACAGCCUGACCCAGGGCAUCUCUGACCUCAGCCUUGUCUGCCUCUGCAAGGCUCACCACAGCCAGGCCACCUUCGAGCUGUCUGCUUUGCCCUGCGAGCACCCCAGCAGAGACAGCUGCCUGAUGAACGUGGUGUCACAGAACACCUCGACACCUUGCAAGAAAGACAAGCACUCCAAACCCCUGGAGAACCUGCUCUUCAAGAGCUCUGAGCUGGCCGGAGACAUCUCAGCCCUUGGGAAAGUGCCAGCAGCAGGGUGGGACAUCUCAGCAAUCAAAUCUGUUAUGGAUGCCAGCACAUCCCUCGAUGUGAGCACUGAGGAGUUAUGGGUACUGGGAUGCUCCAAACCAGACACAUCAUCCCUGGAGACCCCUGUGGCGACUCCUCUGGCUUGGCCUAGUGCCUUCAAGAAGCACCCCGUGCUGAUGCACAGGUCUGCCCCCCAGGAGAGCCAGCUGAGCGACCCUGAUGCUGUCGCUGUGUUUGUGCACCAGGCUCUGUGA
Oenanthe melanoleuca is the source of this 753-nucleotide messenger RNA. RefSeq lists its product as uncharacterized. The transcript has a single exon. The coding region runs from base 1 to 753 and encodes 250 amino acids. The record is from RefSeq and is a predicted model, not a curated record. NCBI's taxonomy places the organism in Eukaryota, Metazoa, Chordata, Aves, Passeriformes, Muscicapidae.